Molecule: messenger RNA, 964 nt
Organism: Oryctolagus cuniculus (rabbit)
Lineage: Eukaryota; Metazoa; Chordata; Mammalia; Lagomorpha; Leporidae
Gene: TRPT1
Product: tRNA phosphotransferase 1
Biological process (GO): tRNA splicing, via endonucleolytic cleavage and ligation
Molecular function (GO): tRNA 2'-phosphotransferase activity
Source: RefSeq, a predicted model, not a curated record
CCGUCGCUUAAAGCCAUCCCGGCCCCGGCCCCUGGUCCUCCGCGCUUCCGCCCGCCCUGUGGGCCCUGCCCGGCCUCUGCGCUCCAGGCCCGCCUUGCGGGGCGCACCCGCCAGUCGAGCGCUGGGCUUGGCCUCGCUGGCCUGCGUGACUGCCAGUGUGACCUUGGGUCUGGCCAUGAACUCUGGAGGAAGGAGGCAGGAGGCAACAGCGCCCAAGGGUAGAAGGGCUCACAGACCCCGGGAACAGGACCGAGAUGUGCAGCUGUCCAAGGCUCUGUCCUAUGCCCUGCGCCACGGUGCCUUGAAGCUGGGGCUUCCCAUGGGGCCUGAUGGCUUCGUGCCGCUGGGCGCCCUCCUGCAGCUGCCACAGUUCCGCGGCUUCUCAGCAGAAGACGUGCAGCGCGUGGUGGACGCCAGUGAGAAGCAGCGCUUUGCCCUGCAGCCGGGGGACCCCAGCACCGGCCCUCUCAUCCGGGCCAAUCAGGGCCACUCCCUGCAGGUGCCGGAGUUGGAGCUGAGGCCUCUGGAGACACCACAGGCCCUGCCGCAGACGCUGGUCCAUGGUACUUUCCGGAAGCACUGGCCGUCCAUCCUGCUCCAGGGCCUGUCCUGCCGAGGAAGGACGCACAUCCACCUGGCCCCGGGACUGCCGGGGGACCCCGGCGUCAUCAGUGGCAUGCGGCCCCACUGCGAAGUGGCCGUGUUCAUCGACGGGCCGCUAGCUCUGGCAGAUGGGAUCCGCUUCUUCCGCUCGGCCAACGGAGUGAUCCUGACCCCGGGGAACGCCCACGGCUUCCUGCCGCCCAAGUACUUCAAGGAGGCACUACAGCUCCGCCCCACCCGAAAGCCCCUCUCCUUGGCUGAGGACAAGCAGAUGGCGGGUCAGAGCCCUGAGCACAGCCCCAGACGAAGCAGGAUGAGCCAACAAUAAAAAUAUUCAUUUAUAAAAACAAAAUUUUAAAAA